AUGGCGAGCGGCCGCAUCAGUCCACCUCGCCGGCCGUUUCAGGCGCCCCCCACGUUGGCCCCCAAAACAUCAGAUCGCCUGACUGUACCCAAGUAUCACGUUGUGGACCCUCUCCUCGGAAACCUGUCGCCAGAAUCGACUCUGCUGGCCCUCUCGUCGACCGAUGCUGUGCCUAGUCACGAACAGGCCGCGCACGAUAUCCUAUCCACGAGCAUCGCCCAGGCCUCGUCAACAGAACGAGCUCUCGGAAUACGCGCUGCACUAGCAGCUCAAAACCUUGGACAAUGGUAUAGAGAGGUACGCGCGUGGGAGUGGCCAAAACGACCGGAUGCCCAGGUUGGAAAGGGGUUUAUCCCCCCGCCCGACGCAGAGGAGUCAGGGUACUGCGGAAGCCUCCCGGCGGCUGUUGUUCAGCAACAUGAGGGACGUAUCGAAGAGAUUCGUGAUGGGAUGGAUAGCUUGGACGUCGAAGAAUUGAAGGAGCACGUCCUCAAUGCCCACAUUCCAGGCCGCUCUCGGCCUUCGUCAGCGAACAGCACCAUGUCCGUGCCUCCCCCACUCAACUAUGUUCAAUUGAGUGACUUCACCGCUGUCAUUACUGCUACUAUAUUGCGAGCCCUGCCGCUGCUAUCGCGUUUGAACGCGUUGUUGUCUACCUGGGAUGUACGACUGCUGGUUAUUAAACAAAUACCCGGGUUACUACUGAGCUUGAAAUUUGCUAGAUCGGAGCUUAAUUCCGCCCUCGAUUUGUUGAAGUCUUCGGUUCCCCCGACUGAGAGCGAUUUUUUGUAUUCAUCUUCCAACUACCAUGCAAAACGGGCUACCUUGGAGUCAACAGUGUUAUCAGCGGGUCGGAGGAUGGACCGGAUACUGGAUUCCCUGGACGGACGAGAGGAUUCUCUUCCUGAGAACUGGAUUGACGACCUGGAAACUAUUGAGGCGGACUUUGCAUCUUGGGUUAUGCAGGCUGAAAAGCAGACCCUUGAAAACGAAUGGCGCCGACUAUCAGCUCGUUUAAGAGAGAACGACAAGCUCCAACCGGAUAUUACCGAACAGGAUAUGCCCGAGAAUAAAUUUCUUGCGGAAAAUUCCGCCGAGGCCGCCAAAGUUUCGCCCGUCGGGUCCCCGUCAGGAGAGCCUCCUAGCCAACUAAAUGCUGUUAUUGCGCCUGAACCUGAGCUUGAGUCGGAGCCUGAGUCGGAGCUUGAACCUGAGCUCCAGACUAGACCGGCUGUAUUGCAAAUUGGACGCACUCUCCCAAUGGAAACUAUCGCCGAAGAAAUUGGCAGUCCCUUUGAUCAAUCUCCUUCCCGAAAUGCGCGUGGUAUCGAUGAUGCUUCCGUGAUAGAAGCAAGAAGCGUUCCGGAAUCUCCUUCGCCAUUACCUUCUGAUCCAGUUACAAAGGGGGAGAGUCUAGAAUCAGUCCAGGCUAUACAGUUAGAUGCAGGUACCGACGUGCCUGGCUCUGCAGAUAUAACAACAGCUGGUAUACCGCAAGAUAUUGUUGAUCAUGACGCGGACAUCCUGCCCUAUUCGGUUGAUGGUUCGCCUGCUGAACAGCUAGUGCAUGUGCCAGAGUUAAACCGUUCGUUAUCCCUGCGCUCUAACGAACAGCAGAGUGUCCUGGAGCGUGACGAGAAGCAAUCGCCAUCCCCUGUUGACGUAACGGCCACAGAGGAGACUGUAUCGCUUCCCAAAGAGUCCAACGACAGUUUCGAACAUAUGAACAUGGAGCCACCGGUGAGAUCAGACGCACCCGAGAAUGAGACGAUCCAGUCUUUUAAUGUGGUAUCCACCGAUGAGUCUCGACCUCAGUCUACAAAUCCAGACAAUAAUCGCCUCACUGACUCAAGUCCCGAGGAACUUGUGGGCUCCCUCGCUGAUAGCAAUUUACUCUCCACAACAACCCGGUCCGAAGACAGCGCUCAAAUAGAAGCGAAAUCCUUGGCGAGUCCCGAUAUUACUUCGACAGGUAUUCCAGGAACCGACCUGGCGCGAGUGGACCCUGAAGCCCAAGAGACCCAAUCCUCAGCACAAUUAUCUCCCGCAGAGCAAUCUCCUCCAGCUGAAAAUUCUCCAUCAAAAACAGACGCCGGGGUUAACUCACCACCUUCCCAGGCCUCUACCGCAUCUGAGCCUAUAUCCGAAAAUGCUCCUGUUGCUGAGCCUGUUGCUGAGCCUGUUGCUGAGCCUGUUGCUGAGCCUGUUGCUGAGCCUGUUGCUGAGCCUGUUGCUGAGCCUGUUUCUGAGCCUGUUGUGACCGAAUACUCUCCUCACCCUGAGCACUAUGGCGCCUUCUCGGAUUCCAAAGAGCUCCAGCCAAUUAUUGAGAACGACCACCCUAAACCUUCGCCUGCAGACAACGAAAUUGUUGCCACGGAUAAUGUUGCAACUAAAACCUCACCUGGGCCUGAUACUCCAAGGUCUACUGAGCGUUGCGUCACCCCUUCGAACGAUAAUGUGGCAGCACUUCCGAACCUUUUUGUACCCAAUGAUAACAGCAAGAUUCCCACGGAGCAACAUGAUCCUGAAGAGUCUGACAGAGACGAGAAUAACACGCCGAAGAAGCCCUUGGAAAGUCCUAUCAAGCUGUCCAAGACUCGCCCUGGUCGGCUGGAUCUGGACAAACAGAAACAGAAAUCUCGCGUUCGAAGGACAUCCAACGCGUCUGACGGUUCAGUGUCGGAUUAUCCUUCCCUUGUGUCGAGCCCAGAAAUUCCUGAGCCACGAACUUCUUCAUCAAAUGCGACACCGUUGCUCCUUGAGACUCCACCACAUUUCCCAGCGGACUACAGACCGUCCAAACCUGCGCGCCAGAGCAAUGGCCAUUCCCUACGCGAAGACCGCCUGUUCCAUCUAGACGCCCAAAAGCCCUCCCCGCGGGACGCCUUCGCGCACAACAGGACACUCAGCUUACCGCUGCAACGUUUCAUAAACGAAAGUCUCGAUGUCAACUACGACACAGGAUCUGGCAAUGAGGAGGAUCCUUCAGCCGCUAGAGUUGCAGGGCAUCAGAAGAACACGCCCACAGAAAGACGCCGAAAGUCUAAAUCUGCGUCCUCAACCAGCGAUAUGGAACGAUCGCAAGGGCAGGAACGUGUUACUACGCGUAGAGACAGUUCUGGACCCGAUUCUGACGCCUCUGUUGAGGCGCAACCCAAGUCCCAGAAGUAUAAGGAAAUUUCCCCCAAAACGCGCGUUGAGCCAUUAAGUAACACAACCACGGCCCGCCUGAAGAAACGGUUGACUGCUCAUCCUAGCCUCGAAAGCAUUGGACCUUACAAGUCGAAUACCCAAACCGGCCACUCAAGACCUGCCCUGGGCAAAGCCAAGUCUCGAUCAUCAUCUAUAAACAAAGGACUGAUUCGACCCAAGGAUCAAAUGGAUGUGAAAAUCAACUCCAUCCUGACUUCCCUUCCCGGUCACAUUCAUCUGGUUCCAGCCGACCAAGACGACGAUGCUAUUUCUGUGGCGUCCUCCGUGCCAUUCAGACGGGAGAGAUUUCGCUCAGACUCGCCUCAGGGCACUCCUUCGCGCAGCUUCACCCCCACCCCUUCGCUUAGCCUGCGACCCACCGCUGGUCGCAGGAGACACUCCCAUGCCCCCGAAGAGAGUUCGGUGAAGCUUUACCACCUUCACCGUGGCGGGAAGUCCGCCCCUACCAAGCUCUUCGUACGGACUGUUGGUGAAAACGGAGAACGUGUGAUGGUUAGAGUUGGUGGCGGAUGGGCGGAUUUGGCCGAAUAUCUACGAGAGUAUGCGAUCCAUCACGGACGUCGCCAUGUAUCUGAGACGCCUCGCGUUGAAGUUGAGGGUCUCUCAUCCCGCGACUCCCCAUCAUACUCGCCACCUGCUAGCCGAGUUCCAUCGGGUAAUGCACGGAAUAUGCCGGCUCGACCUGGCUCAGUCAUAAGUAACCGCCCGUCUUCCUCUCUCGCAGUCCGCAAAACCAGACGUUCGUCCAAUGUCUCCGACAUUGCCGAUAUCAGAACAGCCAGUGCCGGUGAUGCUCUCAACGUUUCCUUUUCUCCUGGGUCCAACGCCUUCGGCAGCAGACGACUAUCCGUAUCGUCAAAUGUCUCCGCAGGUGCUAUGUCGUCUGUCAGUGAAGCCCGUCAUGGGUCCCCGGGAGCUCCUGCUAUGCCUCUUGGUCUUGCAGGACCAAAGCCCCGAGCUAAACGCGCUGCAAUUACCCCAGAGGGUGAGGCUUGGGUAGAAGACGUUCUUGGCCAAGCGCGACGGAGCACCUCUCUCAGACCAUUCAAAUACACUCUACCAGCCGUGGAUAAUGAAGGGGACGAAAACACACCCACGUUACCCAAAUCUCGGAGCAUCAGCGACAUUAGCAAAGCGGGCUCAAGCAAGCGUGUCAUACUCCGUGGCUUACGGUAG
Aspergillus versicolor CBS 583.65 is the source of this 4392-nucleotide messenger RNA. Its product is annotated as GAS2 domain protein. Gene Ontology annotation, molecular function: microtubule binding. The transcript is spliced from 2 exons. Lineage: Eukaryota; Fungi; Ascomycota; Eurotiomycetes; Eurotiales; Aspergillaceae. The record is from RefSeq and is a predicted model, not a curated record. Bases 1 to 4392 code for a protein of 1463 amino acids.